Pieris napi is the source of this 3535-nucleotide messenger RNA. Its product is annotated as RNA-binding protein 5-A-like. The transcript is spliced from 3 exons. The record is from RefSeq and is a predicted model, not a curated record. Gene Ontology annotation, molecular function: RNA binding. Bases 217 to 2364 code for a protein of 715 amino acids. Gene Ontology annotation, cellular component: nucleus. Lineage: Eukaryota; Metazoa; Arthropoda; Insecta; Lepidoptera; Pieridae. Gene Ontology annotation, biological process: mRNA splicing, via spliceosome.
AAAUCUGAAAUUUCAAAAUGGCGAUUGUCCACUUAUAAUUAUAAUGACUUGAAAGUUCCCAACUUGUCACUUGUAUAAAAUUGAAUUUUUAUUAUAAAUGAUUAGUAGUUAAGUAGUAAUUUAUAAGUUUCUCUAUAAUUCUCAACUUAGUUAGUAGAGAACUAAUAAAAUACCCAAGGAAAUAUUAUAAUUAACUGGAUUAAUCGUCAGCAGGCAAUGUCGUGGCGACGAGAUGAGCGCCCCAGUCGCUGGGGCGAAGCCAAACCCCGAUCGCCGGUUUGGGAGAUGCGGAGAAGCACAAGCCCCGAUUGCAGUCGUCAAGCAUCACCACGUGAUCGUCAAAAGGAGCGAAGGGAUCGCCACGACCGAUAUGACCGUGAGAGACGAGACCGGGAUCGCGAUGGUGACCGUUAUCGCCGCGAAAAUCGUGACCGCUUUGAUAAACGCGAUCGUCGUCGUUCUCCGCGACGUUUUGAUGACAAGGAUAUCCCCACAGCUCCAUCGCCCCCGAAUAUCAGCCGCGAUAGGUCUAGGGAUAGAGAUAGAAGUAGGUCCCAGUCCAGAAGUCGUUCUCGUAGUUAUGAGCGACAGGAUAUUGACUAUGAUACUCAAGAUACUCAGUCAGCUUCGCCAGGUGAUUGGAUAUGUAAAUGUGGUUCUUAUAAUUUCAAACGUAGGCAGAUUUGUUAUAGACGUAACUGUCAAGGCAAACGUUCUGAAGGUAACGUCGUGGGUGGUGAAGAUAGAAAUGGCUCGGAACCGGCAGCUGGUAUUACCAAAAGAUUGUUAUUUAGACGUUUAGAUGCUUUAACCACAGAGGAAAAAAUUCUUGAUUCUAUAAAGGAACGAUGUUCUAAGUCUGUGUUGGAUUCUAUUGCUGGUAUCACUAUUGGUCGUGAGACACUAACAGGAGCCUCAAAGUGCUUGGCAUAUAUCAACUUUAAUUCUAUUGCUGAUUCAACAGCUGCUCAUUCUGAAUUAAUUAGCCUCAAUCCCUCAUUGAACAUUGAUAAUAGAGAAGUAUUAGUGUCAUUUUAUAAUGAGCCUCAGAAAGUGCCUAAAACCACUUCAAGUACAGAGUAUUCCUCAUACAAUUAUUUGCAGAAUAGAUCAAACUUUGCUUCAAAUCAAACACUUUCUGAAGCAGAUAGAGUAAAUGCGGCUGCUGCUGUUGCUCAAUCGGCUAUCUCAGCUGCUCAAGCUCGCCAGGUCUCAUGGACUCCUGUUUCUGUUCCUGCAUUUGUUAGUUCCACAGCUCAAUCUGCCUCAGUGACCAAUAUUCCUACAGGUGAUGGCAAAAUACAAUACUCAGCUCCUGAUGUACGAACAUUCCUCUAUGAUGAAACCUCAGGUUAUUAUUAUGAUUCUGUCACAGGUCUUUACUAUGAUGGUAACACACAGUACUUUUACAACAGUCAGACAACUCAAUAUAUGUACUGGGAUGCCGCUAGAUCCACCUAUAUUGCUGCCACACAAAGCCAACAAAAUACAAACCAACCUAAAUUGCAAAAUCCCCCUCAAGCUACGUCAGAGAAUACAAUUCCAAAAGAACCGGAAGAAAAAAAGAAAAAAGAGAAAGAGGACAAAGUUAAGGUUGCAAAGAAGAUAGCAAAGGACAUGGAGAGGUGGGCUCGUACCUUAAAUCAAAAGAAAGAUAAUGCUCGGAGUAACAUUAUUAUGGAACAACCCCUGGACCAUUCGACCAGCAAGGGUUCUGCAGAUAUUGGGUUUUCUGUUCUAGGAGCCGGUCCAUCCUUACAACAUCAUUCCCACAUAAGAGAAAUCUCUCCUCCGCCCGUGGAAGACGAAUUUUUAAUGAAAAGAACUGAAUGUAGUCAGUUUGAGUCAGAUGAAGGAAUUAUAGAUUGGGUUAAACUGACUUGCCUUCUCUGCAAGCGACGCUUCCCUUCAGCUGAAGUAUUGACUAAACACAAAACACUAUCAGACUUACAUAAACAGAAUUUUCUGGAACAUCAACAGAAAAACAGCUCGUUACCUCAAAGUAAUGGUUACAGAGAUAGGGCAGCUGAGCGUAGGAUGAAGUUUGGUGAAGAUGAGGCACCAAUUCGUAAAAGAUAUGAAUCAGAUAUUCAAACACCUAUAUUUGCACAUACACCUCAACCGGUUGUAGACACCAUUGGUGGCAAAAUGCUACAGAAAAUGGGUUGGUCAGAAGGCAGAGGGUUGGGUAAGGAAGAACAAGGCCGUAUAGCUCCAAUAGAAGCCGAACAGAGGCCAAAUUUAGCUGGACUGGGACAAAAACGAGGAAUCUAUACUCCCACACCUGGGCUCACAUAUAGAGACACUGUAAAGAAGCUGAUGAUUGCUCGAUACAAAGAAGUGAUUCAGGAAGAAGGAGACUAGAUAUGGCGCUUCAAGAUGUGCAGCCCUAGAUGUGCCCAAUACAUCUUUGGUAAGUGCUUAUAUUUCCUUCAGUUAAUCAGUUUUUCCUAACAGGUGUAGCAGGUAUGUUAAAAAUUUGCAAAGCGAUGAAAAGCCAAAUUUUCCCUACUAUGUUUCAACCAUUUAGGUAAAAUUUACUGAAGAAUGUGGACAUUACCUGGAUAAUAAACAACUGUGAUAGAACUGUGAUAUUUGUGAAGAAAUGGUGAACGUGCGAGUUGGUUGAGUUUAACUGAUGGUUGUGACUAUUUAUAUUACAGAACCCGUCGGAGCCACGCGCCGUGCCAAUACAGAAUGAUUGCAUUAUGUACAUAGCCUUGCAAUAAGUUUGUUAUUUGAGUGGCCACCACUCUGGUAUACAUUGAUCAUGUGCACUACUGUGCCCAAGCUCUAUGUGGUCCUCAAUAACAUCAAUUAUUCUAAUACUAAAAGAAUCUGCUUCUGAGAGUUCUCCUUAUUUUAGAUAAUAGGUCACUCAUUAUUUUGGUCUAGGGAUAUAUAUAUAUAUAGGCUGUAUACAUAUUAUAUUAUAAGAUACGCCCAUUUAGUACAAGUAAAAGUAUAUUUUCAUCACCAUGCCAAUAUAUUGCAAACAUUGUUAUUAACGAAAUGGGCUAUUCUAUUUGUUUUAUAUACUUUAGGUUUUGUGAGUUAUGUCCAUAUCAUAUAAGUUUCGUAUGCAUUAUUAGCAAUCUACGAACAAAGUAUAGUUGAAAAGAUAAGAUUGUUUAUUUACAGAAUCUUUUUACCAUUUACUGAUAUUACGCACUGUUUGCAUUUAAUAUUUUUAUUAUUUUCUGAUAAAUAAAGUAGGUAUAUCGAUAAUUCGAAAAUCGUUUUUUCUAAGCCAAACUGUUGAACAACUUACAUUAUUGAAAUAGUAAAAUAGAGAUUUUAUUUAUCAAAUGUUAGUAUAAAAGUAUUCUUACCCAAUUGUAAUUAAACUUGUAAUAAUACUUAUAAUUAUAAUUUACAAUAUAUUCUCCAUUAAUGUGUAUCUAAACUGAGAUAAUUUUCUGAAAAUACUAGACGAAACAUUGAAAAAUAAUUGGAUAAAGUGUAUAUACUAAAUAGUAAAUAUUUAAUUGAAAUUCUCUGUACGUAGUAAUAAUAAUAAAACUAUUUUUAUGUA